CUGCUCACAAACUAGUCUGGUAAGUUAUGGCAUGACAUGAAUCAGUAACCUGCUGAGCAAUUAGAGUUAAUGCUUGGAGCAGCCUUUGUCCCAGAACAGCAACAAAAUUGUACCAAGCUUCCAGACUCUGAAGGGAUGAAACCAGAAAAAUUAUUCGGAAAGCAAAGGUAACUUGUGUGAAUCUCUCAUCUGAGCAAUGCAAGAAAAGCAAAUAGGGAAAGGGAAGGUGCAAGGGCACUAAAGCCACUUGCUAGUCGGGUGAAGAUGUGAGUGAUUUCAGAGAAAGUCUCCCAUGCCGUCGGUGUCAGGGACCAGAGAUGAACACUUUGCUUCUGCCCUUUUUGAAUCUGGAGCUGCUGUUUGUUGCAGGGGCAUCUGCUAACUUAUUCAUUGAACCCAAGGAAGGCAGCCUUGCUGGAGGGACAUGGAUCACCCUGACCUUGGAGGGUCUGACAUCUCCCCAGGUGCAGUUCAUAUACUCCACCAAUGGGCCUUGGCUGGAAGUGUCACUAGUGAAUCCCGUUCUGCCUCCAGUCCGGUGUGAUGUCCAUCCGGUAUAUUUCGAUUUAUCCAUCAUCAGAUGCAAAACGAGGUCCUCUCCACAGGAAGGGCUGUACCAGCUGGAGGUGACUGCAAAUGGGCAGGUGAUAAGCAACCUGAGCGGGGUGCUUUGUGACAACUGCACUUUCAAGUUUGCUGCUGCACAGACACCUGUGGUUUACCAAAUUAAUCCACCAUCUGGAGUCCCAGGAAAUGUGAUACAAGUCAGUGGACAUAUCAUUGCUGGAAGAUACGAAAGCAUUGACUUUAAGAUUGACUAUAUUGAUGGCCCUGUUAUCCUCGAGGCGGAAGGAGACGGAUGGAUCAGCCUUUGUUCUUUUGCCAACAGGCGAACUAGAAGCAUCUACCCCAUUCAGAUGGAUCGUGGAACAGGGACCUUACAGUGCCGUGUAGAAGGCAACUAUAUCGGUUCGCAGAACGUUAGCUUUUCAGUGUUUAACAAAGGAAAGUCGAUGGUACACAAGGAUGCUUGGCUCAUCAGUGCCAAACAGGAGCUUUUCAUGUAUCAAACAUACUCAGAGAUAGUAUCUGUGUUUCCAGUAUUGGGAAGUCUGGGAGGAGGAAGUGAUCUCACGAUCACAGGAGACUUCUUUGAUCAGCCUGUGCAGGUCACCGUUGCAGGCGUUCUCUGUGAAAUCAAGCACCAUUCCCCCCAGAAGAUUAGCUGCGUCACUGGAUGCAUGGAUGAGACCAGAAGACUUACCGCACCCCAAGCAGGAAACAGAGGGCUUCUCUUUGAAGUCUGGGAUGGUGCAGCAGGCACUAAUUUAACUGAAGCAGCCCUUGGGUAUAGAUGGCAGAUUGUUCCUAAUGCCAGCACUCCAGAAGGGUUUUUGUCUCCAGAACAGCAGUCCUUCAGGUCACGACUACGUGGAUUCUUUGUGGCACCGGAGACCAAUAAUUAUACCUUCUGGAUUCAGGCAGAUGGCAGGGCUUCCUUGCACCUAAGCUUGUCAGAAGACCCAGCGCAAAAGUCUGAGCACUGGGAGCAGAACUGGAACAAGAGCUGGCAGCCCAAAUCCCAGAAACUUGAGCUGCUGGGUGGCUCAAAGUACUACCUGGAAGCGUGGCAUCAUGGGAAGGCACCCAGCAGCGGAAUGCGAGUUGGGGUGCAGUUGCACAACACCUGGCUAAACCCAGACGUGGUGAAUACCUACCUCCGAGAAAGGCACGAAAUCCGGGCCACUGCUCACCGGCUUCCAGAGAUACAGAUGCUGACUUUGUCUGGUACUGGAUGGUUCCAUAUUUCCUGGGACAAUGUGUCCAGUGACCUGUUGGCCACAAAUGUCACAGCUGCUCAGGUCCAAACAGCGAUAGAGGAGCUUCUUUCAGUGAAAUGUGAAAUGAAGCCGUUAUCUGCUAAAUUCCUUCUCUGGAAAGGCUUUGAGGAAGGCCAGGACGUCUCUGCCACUGAGGGACAUGUUGUCAGCUGGACAGAACCCUUUUGUGGAAGGUUCAGUGUUUAUCAGCCAAAACAUCUCGUAAAAAUGUCUCUCUCAACCUUACCGAGAUACGACCUCACGGAGUACACACAUGUGUGCUUUGCAUAUAAAGGUAAUGUGAGCAAUACCCUUUAUGUUUCGGUGUCCUAUGUCAACGCCUUUCUGAAUACAAUGCAGAAGAAUUUUACUUGCCAGUGGAGUUUGAAUGAAACCACUCCUGAAAGGUGGAAGUUCAUGUGUGCUGACCUCUGGAGAGGCUGUCUCAAUGGCUCCGAAUCCCUCUGGGAUCUUGAAGCCAACUCCCCAGUGUUUGUGCAUCAGAUCGACAUGCUGAUCCCUGAGAGAGGCGAGGAGACAGCCAGCUCAUUUUACCUCGAUGAAAUUAUCAUUGCGGACAGGAAUGUAGCCGUUUUUCAAAGGGAUCCCAGACCAGCUCGUCCAGGUGGGAAUGUUAUCCAAGAAGUGUGUGUGAUGGGGUCACCGCCCACCUUCAAUGUUUCGUUGCUAGUGGCUGGCUGUGGCAGCGAUCUCCCUCUUCUGUCACUGAGCAGGGGAGCGGGCUCAGAAGAUGACGAUGACCUGGCGGUGUCCACAGAAGGUGCAAGUGUCACUCUGACAGUUCAGAGACUGCAAGUGGCAUCCCCACCUCUUGGUGGGACCUUCCGGAUCUUGCUGCCCAGUAGAGUGAUACCAGGUAUCCCCGUGAACAUCUCCUCCUAUCGCCUCCGCGAGCUCCUGCAAAGCAACCCGGAGAACACCACACACCAGUACUUCCACACCAGUGACUUCACUGUGACCAAGGACGUGAGCACUUGUCACCAAAACGUGUGGACGCUGACUUGGAAUUCCAUGACCGGUGACUUGCCGAUUGUUAUCAAUGUCUCUGCUGAAAACCUCACAGGACUUAACCCAGCCAUUGCAGCACGUGUAGUUUAUGAUGGCGGUGUGUUUAUUGGACCAAUAUUUGGGGACAUGCUAGCUACUGCUAAUAACCACACGCAGGUGGUGGUGGUGGUGAAUGAUAUCCCAGCUCACUGCUCUGGUUCGUGUACCUUUCAUUAUUCUCAGGAAGUGACCCCUUUAGUCAGUCACGUGGAGUAUUCACUAGCUGACGGACUCCACACCAGAGUUUCUAUCACAGGCUCAGGCUUUGCUGAGGACAGCCACGCCUUGCAGAUAGAGGUGAACCACACAACCUGCCAAGUCGUGACUUCGAAUCAAACGGGUAUAGUUUGCUGGAUGCAUGUCUUACCAAUGGGACUGUACCAGGUUACAUUACUGGUGAGACCUUAUGGGUUUGCUCGCAAUGCCACCAAUGGGCCGGCCAUCUACCUGAGGGUGAAGCCCACGCUGGAAGCUAUUGAACCUCCAACUGUUUCAGAGAUUGGGAGGUGCCCAGUGAUCCUCCGAGGUGCUGGAUUUGACGGGAUAAACCUGGUGCUGUUUGGAUCUCAGCCUUGUCCAAUUAACACCAGCACCAGCAACUCAAUGAGGAUUGAAUGUGAGGUACCCUCUAGGGGGGAUGAAGAAUAUAGUGUCCCUGUGACACUAACCGCUGGUUCACAGUCUGCCGUGUUCCCCUUGGCCUUCAAGUAUGAACCAUCUUUAAAUCCAGCUGUUGUAUUGCUGAGCAGAAACAGAAGCAGCGUAGCAGGGCAUCUGCUACUCCAGAUUGGAAUCUCAUCAUUUGCAAAUUAUAAUGACGUGGAUGUACAGGUCAUAAUUGGGGACACUGUGGCCCAGAUCCAAGCACAAACAAUUGAUGGUGUCGAUGUCAUACUGCCUGCCCUGGCAGAAGGAUGGUACAACAUUUCUGUCAUCAUCAAUGGCAUUGUAAUCGGCUCACGUGGAGUUGAUCUAUUCAUCCAGUACGUCACUGAGGUCGUCAGUAUAGAACCCUGCUGUGGGUCCGUUCUGGGUGGAACAACCCUCACGAUCUCUGGGAAAGGCUUUAGCCAAAACCCUUCCCUGAUUGCAGUCUUGAUAGGCACCGAAACCUGUCAUGUUAUCCGCUUAAUGGAAGAGACAAUAUUGUGCCAGAGCCAGGCUGCUAAAUUCUUGAAUGGAGAGUCCCAGGACAUCUCUGCACACGUGGAAGUGUUAAUUGGCAAUAGAUCUUCACUGCUUCCCUCCUGGACCUUUCCAAAGAAGAAUGUCACCUUUACUUAUCAGAUGGCUUUGACUCCAGUGGUUACCUCCGUGGAAGCAGAAAUGACAGACAACAGCCUGCGUCUGGCCAUAGGUGGAAUAAAUGCAACGGGUGCAGUUGCUGAACUUGGAGACUCUGAAUGUGAGCUGGAGUUUCAAUACGCCAAUGGAUCUACAGUCCUUUCUCAGUGCUCUUUCCCAUGGAGCACUCUGGAACCUGGGAUCUAUCCCAUCAGGGUUCUCCAGAAGCAAGUGGGCUAUGCCAAUGUGACAGCAGCCCUGCGGAACUUGACAUUAGCCCCACAGGUAAAGGCCAUAAGUCCAUCACAUGGCUCAGCUUGUGGUGGUCUGUUGCUCACCAUAUCCGGCCUUGCUCUGAAAUCUGGGAGGAAUUCGGUUCACGUGAGCCUGACGGGGAACUAUACUUGUGAGGUCCAUAGUGUGGCUUACAACCUUAUCAGCUGUGCUUUUCUUCCAAGGGGACCUCCUCUGGGUGACUGGUGGCUUCCUGACGCAUCUCAAGCCCUUAACAUUACCGUGACUGUAAACGGAAUCCCCAGCAUCUGCAUAGGAGACUGCACACUCCACCUUCUCGAACAGGGGACCCCACGAGUCGAUGCUGUGGACUGGGAGAUCAAUGGGACGCUGGUGUCUCUGUUGAUCAGAGGCCAGAGAUUAGCUUUGGCAACUGACGAGCUUGUGAUUCUAGUGGAUAAUCAUGCCCCUUGUAAUGUAACUUUCUGGAAGGAGACCAGCCUACAGUGCCAGACAGACAGCCUUUCCCCAGGGGAGCACAGCCUUUCUGUGUCCAACAGGAGAAGUGGGCAUGCUUGCUUCAGCAGGGGCUCGCAUAUCUUCACCAUCAUGCCUUGUGUGCUCAAAUUUUACCCCCACAAUUUCAGUAUCAACGGUGGAGGCCUUCUUACCAUACAAGGGACAGCACUGCAAGGAAGGAGCAACACUUCUGUUCUUGUUGGGAACCAGCCCUGCCUCAUUACAGAUGCCAGCUAUGUGGUUCUCCGGUGCAUCGUCCCUUUUGGCAAUGGUGCCCAGGUGUUAGCUCUAGGAAUAGAUGGCAUCUCUUACCAGCUGGGUGAAAUAAGCUACAGUGAAGAGUUCACCCCUGUUUUCCUUUUCCUUCCAUCUCCGGUGGGUCUGCUUUUAACAGUGACUGUGUCACGGAUCACAGGGGUGGAGAACAUGCAUAUUACCAUUGGGGAUUCCCCCUGCACCAGUAUCACUGGCAAUCGCACCACUUUGCAGUGCUUAGCUCCCCGGCUUCCUGCUGGAGAAUACCAAGUCCUCGGAGGCGACUUCCUUCGGGGCAGGGCUUCAUCAAACUUGACGUUCAGCUCUCAGCUUGCUGUCACGUCCACACACUAUAACUGGGGUGGCCUGGGUGGAGGGGCAAUGCAGGUGCAUGGCACUGGGUUUGCUCCAGGAAACACCUCUGUGACCGUCUGUGGCGCUCCCUGUGAAGUGCUGGGUGACAUGACGACGACUGAUGUGAGCUGCCUUGCCCCACUCUUGGACGCAUCCUUAGCUGUCCUCUGUGCUCUGACCCACCUUUCAGAAGACUGCAAAGAAGCUGGGGCCACAUACAUCCAGUGUGAUAUCCAUAUCACAGCAGGGGCGUACAGCCUAGCUGGAGUCAUGUCUUACCUAUAUCUGUGCGAUGACAACUCUCUGGAUAACAAGACAAAGGGCAACUCAUCCCAGGCACAUUUUGCUGGCCUCUUUUUAAGCCCUAAAGUGGAAAGAGAUGAAGUUCUCAUCUAUAAUAGCUCCUGUAACAUUACCAUGGAAACUGAGGCAGAGAUGGAGUGUGAGGGAGCUAAUCAGCCAAUUACCGCCAAGAUUACUGAGAUACGGAAAAACUGGGGCCAGAACACUCAGAAGCGCCUUCCUCUCCAAUUCUGUGGACGAUGGUCCAAAAACUCCAGCUGGCUUGAUGGGCACCUGCCACAAGAUGGCGAUAAUGUCACGGUAGAAAGAGGCCAGACCUUGCUGGUGGAUACCACCACUGGCAUCCUCAACUUUCUGCAUGUCAAAGGUGGUAAGCUCUUGUUGGCAGGCCCUGGACCCAUAGAAAUCCAUGCUCAUUAUAUUCUGGUAUCUGAUGGCGGUGAAUUCCAGGUGGGAUCCCGUGAUAAGCCUCUCCGGGACAAAGCACACAUCAUUCUCUAUGGGAGCUUUCGUUCUGCAACCUUCUUUCCAUAUGGGGCCAAAUUCCUGGCUGUGAGGAACGGGACCAUUUCCAUGCAUGGCUGGGUACCAGAAAUAGUGUUCACCCACCUGAAGUCAGCAGCUUGCAUUAAUGACACUAAGUUAGACCUAGAGGAGCCUGUAAACUGGCAGCCUGGAGAUGAAGUUAUUGUGAGUGGAACCGGUCCUGGAGAUAUGCAUAGGCAGGAGGAAAUAGUCACAGUCAAGGCGGUGAACAACACUGAAAUUUACCUUGGAUCACCUCUGAGGUACCCUCACAGUGGUGGAGAGGAGUGGGUGCAUGGACGGCGCCUUGCUUCGAAUGCUGUAGUGGCAUUGCUUAGCCGGAGAAUUGUUGUCCGAGGGAACAUCACUGGUGAGAGGGUGUCUCACCUAAGGAAAUGUGCUGAAGCAGGUGUAACCGGAGAUGCCUCAGUCUGCCUGUACAAGAGGAGUGAGAGGAUGGUAGGAUCCCGGGAUAUGGGGGCUGUUGUCAUUGCUCAGGCUUUCCAGGGGGAGGACAGUCACGUCCGUUUGGAAGGCGUUCAAUUCCAGCACAUGGGCCAAGCGUUCAAGCAGCAUCAGAGUGCACUGACCAUUGCCGGGGAUGCCCGUAUGACUGAUUCUUACAUUCAUGGUUGUUCUGUGUGGGAUUCCUUAGGCCGAGGACUCAGUCUGCUUCGGACCUCAGAGCUAAGAGUGGACAACAAUGUUUUCUAUAACAUUUUAGGUCAUGGGAUUCUACUGGGAGGAUGGUUGGAACAGGGGAAUAGAGUCAGGCACAACAUGGUGAUUGGUCUUUCUGGAACAGAUGGACUUUCCAACAUUGAAACAUUGUCACCAGCAGGGAUCUACAUUAGGGCUCCUGCUAACGAGAUAGAGGGUAACACGGUUUGUGCUGCUGGUUAUGGCUAUUUCUUUCAUCUCCAUCCUGAGGGGCCGUCACAAACUGCUCUUCUGUCCUUCAGUGAGAACACAGCCCAUUCCUGCACAAGGUAUGGCCUCCUGGUAUAUCCAGAGUAUCAGCCAAAACGUGUACAUGGCCUGGGCCCUGUUCUGCUCCAGGGCUUCAGAGCUUGGAGAAAUCAAGGCGGGGCUCAGAUUUUUAGCAGCAGCAACCUGGAACUCCGAAAUUUCCACGUCUAUGCUUGCAAGGAUUUUGGAAUUGACAUCGUAGAAAGCCUUGGAAACAGCUCUGUUGUGAACAGCUUCUUACUUGGACACCUUGGUCAAAAGGAUGGUAGCUGCAUGUCAGCAGGGCUGAAAACUCCCAAGAGGCACGAGCUGUUGGUUUCUAAUACAACUUUCAUGAACUUCGAUAUUAGCACUUGUACUGCAAUCAGCACCUGCUCUGGCUGUCACCAAGGUCAGGGUGGAUUUACUGUGAGAGCUGAACAGUUGGCAUUCCUCAAUUCACCCAACCAAGUGUCAUUUCCGUUUCCUCAUUCGGCCAUCCUCAAAGAUCUGGAUGGUUCCAUCACUGGACAGGAAGGAAGUCACCUUCUUGCAUCUAUGGAUACACUUGCAGCUUCCUGUGUGGCCAGUGCUAACGUCAGUCACACUGCCAGGGGUAGUGUUUGUGGAAGAGAUGUUAUUUUUCACCGGAUGUCUAUUGGUUUGAAAGAGGCUCCAGACUUUCCUUAUAAUUUAACGGUGACUGACAGUAAGAAUAAGACAACCACAGUCCAUUACGUCUCUGAUACUUUAUCAAACCUGCAUGGUUGGAUGGCUCUGCUCUUGGACCAGGAGACUUAUACUCUGACUUUUGGUAACAAUUUGGUCAGCAAACAACUGCAGUACUCGGCUACAUUCAGUAACUUUAUUGCUGGGAAUUACUUACUGGUGGAACAUGCGAAUCUCCCAUCCUAUGUUGAAGUCAUGGUGUCCUGCGGGAUAAGACCUGGUCAGCCACUCCAGUCACUUCCUUCACACCAUGAUAACAAGGGCUGUGACUGGUUUUUCAACAGCAAAUUGGGCAAGCUAACCUAUUUAGUUACAGGUGAAGACCUAAUCCAAGUAACACUUAAAGAGGAAGAUAAAGUCCCUCUACCUGUACCAGCUCCAGUUUCUCCUCCAGACAUCAUGUUGAAAUGGUCAUUCCCUGAAUCAUGGAGUGGCGUGAGACAAGGCUGGGGUGGAUACAACCACAGCAUUCCAGCCCCAGGGGAGGAUGUCAUCAUCUUACCUAACAGGACCAUCUUGGUGGAUACAACUCUUCCUCCUCUGAGAGGCCUCUAUGUGCUGGGGACUCUGGAAUUCCCAGUCAACUCCAGCAAUGUCCUUAGUGCCACUUGUAUAGUGGUUGCAGGCGGUGAACUGAAAGUUGGCACUUUGCAACAUCCCCUAGAAACAGGAGUGAAGCUAUUGAUCCUUCUUCGAGCAUCUGAGGGAGUAUAUUGUGAUCGUUUGGAUGGAAUUAGUGUUCGCCCUGGAACUAUCGGGGUUUAUGGGAAGGUGCAGAUUCAUAGUGCUUAUCCUACGAAAUCCUGGACACAUCUUGGAAGUGACAUUGCACCUGGUAAUGAAAGAAUUUGGGUCGAGGAUGAAGUGGACUGGAGUCCUGGUGGAAAUAUUGUCAUCAGUUCCUCCUCGUAUGAUGCUCAUCAAGCUGAGGUAGUCACACUUAAAGAAAUAAAUGGUCGCAGCAUUAAAUUCCAGGAACGUCUUCUCCACAGGCAUAUUGGGCGUUCCCAUAGCAUAGAUGAUGGCAGGCGUGUUCCUUUGGCUGCUGAGGUUGGACUUCUAACACGCAACGUGCAGAUUAAGUCGGACACAGCUUGCUCUGGGAGGCUUCUAGUGGGACGCUUUGGAAAUACCGGCGGAAGAGAAUUUGCAGGUGUCCUUCAACUCUCAAACGUUGAAAUGCUGAACUUUGGGCCAUCACAGCUCCCUGCCAUUGACUUUAGUAAUGUAUUCUAUGAAUCCUCAGUAUUCUCUUCCAGCAUUCACCAAAGCUGCGGAAGCGGCAUUCAAGCAGUGGCAAGCAGUGGAAUCUCAUUGUGGGACAACGUGGUAUUCAACACGAUUGGCCCUGGCAUUGACGUGGAAGGCCAAAACCAUUCUCUCAUCAGGAACCUUAUCAUUCUGAGCAGGCAGCCAGAGGGGUUUCCAAACUGGAUCGCUGGCAUUAAAGUGAAUCGACUAGAUGGCUCUCCUCUUCUUGGCAAUGUUGUGGCAGGAUCGGAGCGUAUAGCCUUCCACAUCAGAGGGCAAGAAUGCUUCCUAGCUGGAGAAUAUUGUGCUGAAAAUGUGGCCCAUUCAAGUCUUCAUGGUGUACAUUUAUAUAGAGACGGGUUUCAAAACUGCACCAAAAUCACUGGUUUUCUGUCCUACAAGAAUUACGACUAUGGUGUGAUGUUCCAAGUGGAAAGCAGUGUAGUGAUGGAAAAUAUGAUGCUAGUGGACAAUGCUGUUGGUGUUCUGCCAGUUGUGUACAGCCCAUCUGCUGAACAGCAUCGUUUGGAGAAAAAAUACAUAGAAAUUAGGAGCUCUGUUAUUGUUGCAACAAGCUCAACUUUUGACUGCAUUAAUGACAGGAUCAAGCCCCUUUCAGCUGUCUCAACUUCUAGGGAUCGAGCUCCGUAUUACUCUCAGAGAGGUCGCAUCGGGAUUCUGUGGCCUUCAUUUAGCUCAGAACCCAGCCAGUGGCCUGAUAAUCCAUGGCACAAAACAAGAAAUUAUCCAGCAAUAUCAGGAAUCAUGAAGCUACAAGAAGUCACCUUUUCUGGUUUCACGAAGAGUUGCUAUAGCGAUGACAGAGAUGUCUGCAUCAUGUCAAAUCCUGACAGCAUGGGCAUCAUGUUCCCAAUCACAGCAGAGAGGAUGAGGAUGUCACUUGUCCAUGAGCAGAAUAAGUUCUACUUUCAUACGCUGCAAACAAGCAUCAAUGGAUCCACGGACUUUGCACCUCUUGAGAUGGGAUGCGAAGGCUCAAGAAAGGCUCUCUUCAAGGAUUUGGAUGGAAGUGCUCUGGGCUUACCGCCACCUGUGUCUGUUUUCCCAAAGUCUGAGUCUGACUGGACAGAGUCUUGUUUGCAUGCUGGCAUUUACAGAGACGACACCAAGUGCAUCUUCAAGCCCACUACACGAGGCUACUACUGCAAAGACACAGACCAUGCACUGGUGAUCCUAGAAAGUUUGGACAGUGCUACUGAGAGAAGGAGGCCAUCUUCAGUGGUGUCAGUGACCGGCAGUUUUGUGGAGGCUUUCAGCAGUGAAGUUUUGCAUGAAUCUUGCUGUCCCUCAGACCACCCACAGGCUUUCUAUUCAGUCUUGUCAUCCAACAGGCUGACAAAGGUUUGCUUCACUUGUCUAACACCUCCGACCUUAAGACUCCGCCUCAUCAGUGGUCAAAACUCUACCAGACUGCUCAUCGCCAUCUUCUACGAUGAACCACGCAGCUCUCAGGUUUUCAUCAAAGGGAAUUACAUCCCACUAGUCUCAUCUUCUUCCAGCUCUUUCUCAACUAAUGCCAUGGCAGGCACCCACUACUUCAGCUUUGAGAACAACCUUCUCUACAUCCUCCUUCAUGGAGAUGACCCCAUAGAAAUACAUACUGGCUUUUCCCUCCAUGCUGCUUUUACCAUAUCUGAGACCAUUGGAGAGGAGGGUCAAAGAAGAGUGGUCCAUCGCCUGGCUGAUUUCUUACAGAUUGGACACGAUGAUGUCCGGAUAGUUCAGAGUGCGUCAGGGAGUGAGAACACAUUAAAGGUUAUCGCAGACAAUGUCAGCAAGAGGAGUCGUCAAUGCCCUCCCGUGACAUCUUGCUCAGCCUUUUGCAAUAGGGCUGUCUGGGGAAAAACCCAGACAGGAGCAGCAAGCAUGCGGGUUCUGCAGCCAUCUCAGUCGGCUGCCCCCUUAAGAGUGCUGAUCAUUGAAAUUGGAGAGGCACCAGGCCUUUUGAGAAAUGAACAUGUCCCCUCCUGGCCAAGUGACAGGUUGAAGAGCUUGGCCAGCGCUAUAAUCAACGCUCAGCAGGUUGGGGAUCUUCAGCAAGCCCUGGAGUUACCAAUUGAUACUUUAAUGGUGACACAGUCUGCUUUGUCAUCGCCACUGGAGGGCUGUGCUGGAAGAAAUGGAAGCAGUCCAGCUCCUGGAGGUUGCUUGUAUGUGAGGCCCUAUAAUAUCUCUGUCCAGGUGCAGCCCUCAGAUGGAGAGAUGGAGAAAGAGCUUCCUGUGCAGCCACAAAUUGUUUUUUUGGAUAAGCAGGGUCGGAGAGUUGAGGCAUUAGGUCUGCCCUCAGAGCCAUGGGUCAUGACAGCCUGUCUCAAGGGCUCUUCAGAGGCUGUGUUGAAAGGGCACACCACCAUAGAGGUUCGAGAUGGAUGGGCGAGUUUUACGAACCUGGCAAUCUCCAGUUCAGGCUCAAACUGGUACCUCAUUUUCACUGUUAUUUCACCUCCAGGUGCUGACUUUACUGUCAAGUCCCGGCCAUUCACCAUCUUCCCUAUCCCCGUGGGAGAGAAAUCCAGCAUGGUCCUUGCUGCUGUGCUGGGCUCGGUGGCUUCUGUACUAGUUCUGGGUCUUCUUUUGUUCUGCUGGUCCAAGAAGAGCAAAAGUAACAAACCAAAGACUGAACUGGCUAAUGUACUACGAGCAAAGAGAAAUAUUAAAUCCUCCCAGAUCCUUCCACAGCAGCAUUCAACUUGUGUGGAUCUACACCGUGCACCAGAAGGGAACAAAAGAGACAUUCCUGGGAUGGGAGCAGAUAUGGAGGCAAAUGGAGUCCCAGGAAACACAGUGAGGGAGAGAAAGGAGUUGCACCAACAGACGAUGAAAGCUGUGUCAGUGAGGAAGAUGAGCACUGUGGAACACAAAAGGAAGAGUGGAGAGAACUCAUCAAAGGCUAGAAGACAUGACAGCAGACAUCUGUUAAAUGGAAGAACAGCUUUGUGGGGUUCUCUGGAACUUCAGCAGCAUCGUGCCAACGAGUUCUGGGACUGGAAGGACACUCGUCAGCAGCUCUUUGCUUGCACCCGUGGCCAAGAGAUAGGAGGAGGGGAACCAAUGUGUCAGAAUGGGAACAGAGAGAGGGAGGGGACAGCUGUGGUGUCUUGAGAAGAUAUGUAAAAGAAAGAAGUAUGAGCUGUGGCACAUCAACAUGAGAUAUUUUCUGUGAGGGAAUCUGUUGGAACCUGAUUCGCUGGUGUGAUCAGAAAAAAGACAUGUUAGCACUGGACAUUUGCGGACAAUUAACAGUGAAGAUAUGUUCUUAGUGGUUAAAGCAGUGAUUUUAAUAUCUAUCUAUCUAUCUAUCUA
Messenger RNA from Pelodiscus sinensis (Chinese soft-shelled turtle), 12614 nucleotides. Lineage: Eukaryota; Metazoa; Chordata; Testudines; Trionychidae. The record is from RefSeq and is a predicted model, not a curated record.